AGGGCAACGGGGUGAGAUAGAUGGUGUGCAUUUGCGGAGCCGCAGCUGCGCGUCUGUUAAUACCCACGCGACCCUCACGUCCCCGCGCAAUUCUCAACACUGGGUUGGCUGCUUCAAGGCAUGAGGAUGCGAGCGGGGAUUUAGUUUCAGUGUCUUUUACCGUCUGGAGCUGUUUAUUACCUUUCUCCCGCACACAGAAACGGAUUUAGACACACGAAACAAGGUUCGUGGCCAUCAUUCUCACUACUGAAUAUGAUGCAGAGGCCCUCCUCUCCAAAGGGAAGUUGGAUGGGAAUACUGCCAUACGUUUCAGCUCGUGAUCAAUGAACUCAGUCCAUUCAAUCACAAAAGGAACUAACCUGAACUACUGAAGCAAAAGAGGGGAUAUAACGACACAGACAUCUUUUUGAGGAUAUGGCGGCGACAGAUGCAUGUUCAGCGCCUGUACAGGAAGAUGGCACCACCACCACCGAGACUAAAACAGAGGUGGAGCCCACAAACUCAGAGAUUGUCACAGAGGCUGUCACGGAGGCUGUCACGGAGGAUGUCACGUCUCCACCCGAAGAGGCACAUCCUGCAUCAGAGACCAAACAGAGCACAGAGCAGCCGGCCGAUGGCAAAGCUAAACAGGCCUCUGAGAAUAUUUUCUCUUCCUUCCUGAAUAAGAGUGGGCUGGGAAAAGUCAUGGGAGGGAAGAAGAAGAAGGAGCAGAGCGCAGAGGCUGUGGAGGCUAAUGGAGAGGGCAACACAGAGCAGAAAAAGGCCUCUGACCAAGCAGAUGAGCCGGCAGCCAAUGGCACAGAGGCAGUGGCUGAGGACCAGGCCAUUGAGAAAGCUCCAGAGAACCAGGUGAAGGUCCGAUCCAAAUCCUUGGACAGGUUAGAGGACCCUGAGGCCCUCAAUGCCACAGUGGACCAACUGGAAGAUGCCCCGGCAGCAGAAGGGUCAGAGAAGCCAGCGACCAAACACAUUAAACGCUGGCAUUCCUUUAAGAAGCUUAUGGCCCAGAAGAGUCACAAGAAGAGCACAGAAGAGUCUAAGGAGGCUGAAGGUAGCGAGGGUGCAUCUGGGGGCACUCCUGGCGACACAAGUACACUGGACUCCAAGGCUUCAGAAUCCAGUGGCCAGAAACGGUGGAAACUGAAAAGGUCAUGGACAUUCCAGGGGCUGAAAAGAGACCCGUCAGUCGUAGGCAUCAGCAAAGCCGCUACGGGUGAGAAGGCGGAAGGUGAGGAAAAUGCCACAGAGAACGAUGAAGCGGCUGCGCCUGAAACAGACGAAGCCAAGGCGCAGGUAGACGGCAAAACACAGGAGAAGACAAACACAGACGGAGAGGAGGAAAAGGGAGCCACCGCCGCCCCACACAAAUCAAUGAACCAACACGCAGAUGAGAUCUGGACCUCCUUCAAGAAACGUGUGAUCCCCAAGUCCAAGCGGUCAGCAGACAUGGUGGCUGCCAGCGGGGGGGAGGAAGGUGCUGCCGCAUCUGAACCGGCCGAGCAGACGGAAGAGGCAGGCAAAGAGCAGGCCAAGUCGGCCAAGGCCAAGCGAACACACUUUAACCGUGCCGUUUCGCUGAAAAACUUCAUCAUGCGAAAGGGGAAGAGCACCAGCGUGGACCAGGGAGACGGAGCUCCGAAGGAGGGUAAGGAGGUGGCAGAUGGGGAGGCGAAGGACACAGAGGACGCGGCUGCCCCAGCUGGCACGUCUGACAGUCAGCAGGCGGCAGACGGGGAGGCGAAAGACACAGAGGACGCGGCUGCCCCAGCUGGCACGUCUGAUAGUCAGCAGGGAGAAGCUGACGCUGCCCAGGGCGAGAGCAACGACAAAGGAGAGGCUCAGGUGGCCAAUGAGCACACAGUCGCCGACGGAGAGGCAAAGGAGCCCGCAACGAGCACACCGUCUGGUCCUGAGCCAGAGAAGGCCAACUCAGCUGAGCCCGCAGCACCGGCAGAGCCUGCGGCAGAAGUGAAAACCAACGGUGAGAAUGGUUGCUCGAACGGCACGCCCGAAGAAGACGCCAUACACAAUCAUGAAACGACCCUAAAAAAGGACGGACCAACAGACGAGGCCAAACAAGAAAACACCAACUCGUCGAUGGACACCAAGAUCCUAAACCUCGGCACAGGAAAUGCAGUAGCCCAAAGCGAAAAAAAGGCGGGAAACGUGUGACGACACACAAAGAGGAUUAGAUCUGCAUGGGAUUCGUUCAGCGAGGAGCUUUGACCCCCCCUCCCCCCCCCCCUUCCCCCAAAACUGGAAUAAUCACAUGUUUACGCCACAAUUCACCAUGGUGAGAGCAAUGCAAUCCAUAUAGAUGAAAAGAUACUCCAAAGCAAUAAUUCAGUCAUCAAUCAGUGCAGUUCUUGCUUACCAUUCCAUGAUCAAUGUAAAUGUUUUGCUUGUCCUCUACUAGUGAGAUUAUAUAUUGUCAAAAAAAGGAAAACGUUACAUCCUUGUCAAAUGUUCAUCUCUAUGAUCUCUCAUUCCAGAAUAAAAAAAAAGACUUAGUUUUAUAUCAAUUGCCAUUUUAUUUGUAGUUUUGUCAAUAGAUAUUUCAGUGCACCCGAGAACACAUUUGAAAUGAUUGCCCUACAGACUGCCCCCCCCCAAUGUGGAUUAAUGUGUUCUAAUCUCUUUCUGUGUUAAUGUUUUUAGACUGUUGUGUACAUGAAUAAACCACCAUAAAAUAUUA
Molecule: messenger RNA, 2695 nt
Organism: Salmo salar (Atlantic salmon)
Lineage: Eukaryota; Metazoa; Chordata; Actinopteri; Salmoniformes; Salmonidae
Source: RefSeq, a predicted model, not a curated record